Messenger RNA from Benincasa hispida (wax gourd), 3736 nucleotides. RefSeq names its product disease resistance protein RPV1-like. The record is from RefSeq and is a predicted model, not a curated record. Gene Ontology annotation, biological process: defense response; signal transduction. Gene Ontology annotation, molecular function: ADP binding; protein binding. NCBI's taxonomy places the organism in Eukaryota, Viridiplantae, Streptophyta, Magnoliopsida, Cucurbitales, Cucurbitaceae.
UUCAACAACUUGAAAAUAAAAUAAUAAAAAUGAAGAUGGAAGAGGACAGUCAUUCCAAUUGUUAGAGCUGUGGGUUCCCCAUCUCAACUUCAAGGCAACUCAAACCUUCUUUCAGUUGACUUUGGUUGCAUCCGGCGGCCAUGGCCGACGAGCUUCGAGCUCAACACGGCAAUUGGAUGUACGACGUUUUCUUAAGUUUUAGAGGGGAAGAUACUCGCAAAAACUUUACAGAUCAUCUGUACUAUGCAUUGAAAGAUGCUGGCAUCAACGUCUUUCGAGACGAUCCAGAGCUCGAACGAGGGGAAGAUAUAAGUUCGGAGCUCGAGCGAGCGAUCGAAGGGUCGAAGGUAGCUGUUAUUGUGUUCUCGGAAAAGUACGCGGAGUCGGGAUGGUGUUUGGAGGAGCUAGCAAAGAUUAUGGAGUGUAGAAGAACUUUGAGGCAAUUGGUUUUGCCUAUAUUUUAUAACGUGGAUCCUUCUAUUGUGAGGAAGCAAAAAGAUGGAUUUGAAGAGGCUUUUGUUAAACAUGAAGAGCGCUAUUUUAGGGAUAUUGAUAGAGUUCUUAGAUGGAGAAUGGCUCUCACUGAAGCUGCUAAUUUAUCUGGUUGGGAUCUGAGAAACAUUGCAGAUGGACAUGAGGCAAAAUUCAUAAGGUUGAUCGUUGAAAAGAUAUCGAAGGAGGUGAACAGCAAAUACUUAUUCGUAGCUGUGUAUCCAGUGGGAAUUGAAUCUAGAAUUCAAAUUCUUUUAUCACAUCUUCAUAUUGGUUCAAAUGAUGUUAGGUUUGUAGGAAUUUUGGGGAUGGGAGGAUUGGGCAAAACCACUAUUGCAAAGGCACUUUACAAUCAACUUUAUCACAACUUUGAAGCCAAAUGUUUCCUUUCUAAUAUCAAACAAACCUCCAAAGAACCCAAUGCUCUAAUUCACUUACAACAACAACUCCUCUCUUCAAUCACAAAAUCCACCAACAUUACUCUCGAAAAUGUCGACCGAGGAAUCGCCGUGUUGCAAGAAAGACUUCGUCACAAAAAACUUCUUUUGAUAUUAGACGACGUAGACGAAAUAAGCCAGUUAAAUGCAAUAGCAAGAAGUCGUGAAUGGUUUGCUUCAGGUAGUAGAAUUGUCAUAACAACUCGAGAUCGACAUUUGUUAAAUCAGCUUGAAGUAGACGGAGUUUGUUCCAUUGAUGAAAUGGAUGAUGUUGAAGCACUCGAACUCUUUAGUUGGCAUGCUUUUCGCAACAGUUAUCCAUUGGAAACCUUUCAUCAACUCUCGAAAUGCGUUGUCGAUUAUUGUGGAGGAUUACCAUUAGCCCUUGAAGUAUUGGGUUCCUUCCUUUUUGGUAGAAGUAGAGAAGAAUGGGAAGAUACAUUGAAGAAAUUGAAGAAAAUUCCAGAUGAUCAAAUUCAAAGAAAGCUUAGAAUAAGCUUUGAUGGGCUUAAUGAUCACACUUAUAAAGAUAUAUUUCUUGAUGUGUCCUGUUUCUUUAUUGGAAUGGACAAGAACUAUGUUGAACAAAUAUUAGAUGGGUGUGGAUUCUUUCCAAAAAUUGGAAUUAGUGUUCUUCUUCAGAGAUGUCUUUUAACAAUUGGUGACAAAAACAGAUUAAUGAUGCAUGAUUUGCUAAGAGAUAUGGGGAGAGAAAUUGUUCAUGAAAAUUUCCCAAAAUACCCUGAAAGACAUACUAGACUUUUUAUUCAUGAGGAAGUGCUUUCAGUACUUACAAGACAAAAGGGAACUGAUGCAACCGAAGGCCUAAGUUUGAAGUUGCCAAGAUUUAGCAAGCAAGAGUUGAGCACGAAAGCUUUUAAUGAAAUGCAGAAUUUGAGGUUACUUCAACUUAAUUUUGUUAACAUAACUGGAGAUUUCAAGCAUAUUUCUCAAGAGAUAAGAUGGCUUUGUUGGCAUGGAUUUCCUUUGAAGUUCAUACCUAAAGACUUUCAUAUGGACAAAUUGGUUGCUAUGGACUUGAGAUACAGCCAAAUCAGAUUCUUUUGGAAGGGUUCUAAUAAGUUUCUCAAGAACUUGAAAUUUCUUAAUCUAAGCCAUUCUCAUUACUUGACCCACACUCCAAAUUUCUCCAAACUCCCCAAUUUAGAGAAACUCAAACUCAAAGACUGCAAGAGUUUGGUUGAAUUGCACCCUACCAUUGGAGAAUUGAAAGCUCUCAUUUCCCUAAACUUAAAAGAUUGCAAAUGCCUCAACUCACUUCCAAAGAGUUUCUCCCACUUAAAAUCUCUUCAAACUCUCAUUCUUUCAGGUUGUUCAAACCUUAGUACUUUGCCUGAGGAUUUAGGAGAAAUGAAAUCAUUAAUAACUCUAAUUGCUGAUAACACACCAAUCCAAAAAAUUCCAAGUACAAUUACAAACUUAAAAAAUCUCAAAUAUUUAUCUUUAUGUGGGUGCAAAGGGCCUCCAUCCAAAUCAUUCCCUUCAAUGUUUUGGUCUUGGAUUUCACCAACCAAAUGUCAAAACUCAAUUGUUCUCCCUUCUUCAUUACAAGGCUUAAACUCCUUAAGAACUUUAUGCCUUAAAAAUUGCAACUUGUCAAAUAACACAAUUCCAAAAGAUAUUGGGAGUUUGGUUUCUUUGAGAGAAUUGGAUUUGAGCGAGAAUUUAUUCCAUAGUUUGCCUUCAAGCAUUAGUGGGCUUUUGAAACUUGAGACUCUUUUGUUGGAUCAUUGCACACAGCUUCAACGUAUACCAAAUUUACCACCACAUUUGAAUUCACUGUAUGCAUCAAAUUGUACUUCAUUGGAAAAGACAUCAGAUUUGUCAAAUGUGAAGCAAAUGACAUCUUUGUCUAUGAGUAAUUGCCCAAAACUUGUGGAUGUUCCUGGGUUGGACAAAUUGCUGGAUUCUAUUAGAGUUAUUCACAUGGAAGGUUGUAGCAACAUGGCCAACUCCUUCAAGGAAACCAUUCUACAGAGAUGGACGGUUAGUGGAUUUGGAGGAGUUUGUCUUCCAGGCAAGGAAAUCCCAGAUUGGUUUGUAUACAAGGAUGAAGGUCACUCAAUAUUUUUAGAAUUGCCUCAAUUUAGUGAUUGCAAUUUAGAAGGCUUCAUUGUGUGCACUGUUUACUCUUCUUGUUUUGACAACACAAUCUCAACUGAUCUUCCAAGUUUAUCAGUCAUAAAUUACACAAAAUGUGUCGUUACAACCAACAAGCCUCUUACCAAUGAUGUAAUAAUGUCAACUCAAGAUCAUUUGUGGCAAGGCCAUUUAUCAAACAAAGCCUUCAAGAUGGAAGCUGGCGAUGAAGUCGAGAUCAUCGUUGAUUUUGGAGCUGAAAUCACCGUGAAGAAGAUUGGCAUCUCGCUCGUGUUCAACGAGUAUAUCGAUCGACGAACAAUGUUAGAGUUUGGGUCGACCUCUAAUGACGAUAUUGUCGUCGUGGAUAACCAAGGCAAAAAUGUAAUUGAAAAUGAAGGUGGAGUUGGGAGUAAGAGAGACUUUGACAAUGACGAUGAAGGAUCGAGGAAUUUAUACCAAAUGCCCAAGAGGUUGAAGUAUGAGGAUAACUCAGAUGAAAAUUGAUGACAAGUAGAAGUAAGGCUUUCAUAUGGGAAUCAUAUUAUUAUGUCAAUCAUAUGGGAAUUACUUUAGGUUAACUUUUUUUUCAUGAUAAUUAACAUUUGCUUUUAUUGCUAUCCACCGAUGAAUUUAGUAUAGGACCGAUUCCCCCUCAACUUUAUGUUCUUUAUAUAUAUAUAUAUAUAUAAUUGACAUAGUAUCAA